CUUUACGAAGUUCAAACAAAGCAGAGCAAAAGAAGCCGCAGAAAAAGGAACGGAAAGAAUAAUGGACACCACCAAUUACGCCGAAACAAGAUCCCUAUCCCCGCCGCCGCACGAAACCCUAUUCCAUGAACAUUCAGAGGAGGAAGACGACGCCUGUUACAGCAGCUUUGGGUGGUUGAAGAAUGACGAUAAACAGCGCGAUCCAUGGCGAACGAUGAACGCUAAGAACAAGAAGAAUAAGAAGCAGGUGUUUCUCGAGGGGUAUGUGGAGACGUCGGAUGAGGAUGAGCUCGGGAGGACGAAGAGUUUGACUGACGAUGACUUGGAGGAGCUCAAGGGGUGUUUGGAUCUAGGGUUUGGGUUUAACUAUGAGGAAAUUCCCGAGCUGUGUAAUACCUUGCCUGCCCUCGAGCUUUGUUAUUCCAUGAGCCAGAAGUAUCUUGAUGAUCACCAGAAGUCGCCGGAAUCUAUGUCGGACACAGCCUCCACCGCGUCUGCGUCCACGCCGAUUGCCAAUUGGAAAAUCUCUAGCCCUGGUGAUGAUCCUGAAGAUGUCAAAGCACGGCUUAAAUUCUGGGCACAGACAGUUGCUUGCACUGUUAGACUAUGCAACUAGAGGCCGAGGAGAUCGACAGAUUCAAUCUGAAAAAAAGAAGGAUGGGUAUGGAGCAGAUUGCCCGAAACACUUGUUUUUUAUCUUCAUUCAUGCCCAUCUGUUCAUUCAACUUCACGCUAAAAGGGAGAGGAUCAUUUGUUCGAGGCGCAGAAAACUCCUGAAUAACCAUGGUCAUUGCCAUCCCCAUCGUCGUCAUUACCGGGAGGUAGAUACAGAGUAUUUCGCAUGUGGUUUGAUUGUAAAGUUUUCUGGGAAGAGACCCCAAGAGGAUGGAAAUAUGCUGGUUCUCUUGUAUAUGUCGCUGCAUAGAGCUAUACCAAAAUCUUGAAAUAAAACUCUGUAUUUUUUCUGUACAUUUACAUUUUGGCUAAUUGGCUGAAUGAUGAAUUAAUUUGAUGACCAUUUCUUCUUGAAUGCCUGCCUGUUUUUGUCUCUAUUUUUCACAGCUAAGAAGGUAACAUGCUUAUUAGUUAUUAUUAAGAUUUCAAAAGUUAAUCUGCCUACC
Messenger RNA from Cuscuta epithymum, 1121 nucleotides. Lineage: Eukaryota; Viridiplantae; Streptophyta; Magnoliopsida; Solanales; Convolvulaceae. The record is from the annotation of a GenBank genome assembly.